UGCUCAUUUUCUCAUCAAAUUCCUCCACUUUCUUUCACUCCAAACACACUCUCAGUAUGUCUGCUUUAAGAUCCACCAUUUCUUCUGGGAUAAUCAGAUCAACUUCACCCACCCAUUCCUUGUUGCCUGCAGCUUCAUCUUUCAAGCCCAUCAAAAACCCUUGUUUACCUCAAACCCACAAGCUUUUCACAUCAAACUCCAACACUUUCUCAGCUCCCAAGCGAGGUUUCACUUGCAAAAGCCAGGCUAUUCCAUCUGAUAACUCAGCUCCGGAAAAAGUUCAAGAACUACAUGUGUAUGAGUUGAAUGAGAGAGAUCGUGGGAGUCCAGCUUACCUUCGUUUGAGUCAGAAAUCUGUGAACUCACUGGGUGAUCUUGUCCCUUUUAGCAACAAAAUAUAUAGGGGAGAUUUGGAGAAACGGAUCGGAAUAACAUCAGGAAUAUGCAUAUUAAUAGAGCAUAAACCCGAAAUGAAAGGUGAUCGCUACGAGGCCAUCUUCAGCUUUUACUUCGGAGACUACGGUCACAUAGCGGUGCAGGGACCUUACUUGACUUACCAGGACACGUAUCUGGCUAUUACUGGUGGGUCUGGCAUUUUUGAAGGCGUCUCCGGUCAGGUUAAGCUCCACCAAAUCGUCUUCCCCUUUAAGAUUUUCUACACUUUCUAUUUGAAGGGAAUUGGUGAACUCCCAGAAGAGCUGCUUUGCAAGCCGGUUGACCCACACCCAGCUGUUGAAGCCGUUCCGGCUGCUAAGGCUUGUGAGCCACAUGCCACCAUUGCAAAUUUCACUAAUUAAAUCAUUUGCAAUGUCAAUGGGAUCUUAGUAUAAAUUUUGUUGUAGCAGAGUUUAAGAUUAGAAUGAAUUAAUGUGUUGUCCUUUUUAAACUUUUUUGUCCAAUGGAUGAUUUUUGGCUUUUA
This is a messenger RNA of Gossypium raimondii (Peruvian cotton), 919 nucleotides long. RefSeq names its product allene oxide cyclase, chloroplastic-like. The transcript has 3 exons. Gene Ontology annotation, molecular function: allene-oxide cyclase activity. The record is from RefSeq and is a predicted model, not a curated record. NCBI's taxonomy places the organism in Eukaryota, Viridiplantae, Streptophyta, Magnoliopsida, Malvales, Malvaceae. Bases 57 to 797 code for a protein of 246 amino acids. Gene Ontology annotation, biological process: jasmonic acid biosynthetic process.